Messenger RNA from Pecten maximus, 1325 nucleotides. RefSeq names its product tetraspanin-9-like. The record is from RefSeq and is a predicted model, not a curated record. Bases 196 to 1014 code for a protein of 272 amino acids. Gene Ontology annotation, cellular component: membrane. NCBI's taxonomy places the organism in Eukaryota, Metazoa, Mollusca, Bivalvia, Pectinida, Pectinidae. The transcript is spliced from 8 exons.
GAGAUUACUCUAUAAGAUAACAUUACACAUAUCUUCUAUUGUUUAAUUGGUGGCUAUUAUGGAACCAUUUGUUUAAGAUCUUUUAAAGCGGAGCCCCUUGAGACGUGUGCAUUGCAACUCCAGUGGACUGACGGAAACAAACGUUAAAAUCUUUGGAAAUUAUUCAUUGUUUUACCCAUAAACAGUUAAUUCACCAUGGUUUGCUGCACAGAGACGAUCUCGAAAAUCGUCGUCAUAGGACUGAACAUAGUGUUCAUGGUGCUUGGUAUCGCCAUCAUGAUACCAGGAAUCAUCAUGAUGACAAAUAUUGACUUCCUUGGCGACAACAUCAAACCCCUGUUAGAAAAUAUCUCCUUCAACGGAAUCAAUCUGGCUAGCAUCUCCAACAACCUACCAAUCAUAUUCAUUAUUGUGGGUGCCGUAAUAUUAAUCAUAGCAGCAUUGGGGGUGCUGGGAGCCUGCUGCAAAUUGAAGACUCUGCUUGUAAUAUACGCUAUCAUUGUGAUGUUAUUGGUUUUGGUCCAAAUCGUCGUACUAGCGUUCUUCUUCAUUCUGAGGUCAAUGUUGGAUGACACAAUAAAGAAGGAAUUCGUGAGUCAGCUGACGAGCGGUUAUAAAGUAGAUGACCUUGACAAAAGCGAUGAAGUCUCCUCAGCAUUUAACUACAUGUUCAUGUCGAUGGAGUGCUGUGGCAUGAAUGCCGUGACGUCAUCAACGAAUGAUUUUGACAGCACCGCCUGGCGGAGCGGAACUGGGUCAGGCAAGAAGAUACCGAAAGGAUGUUGUAAAGGGGUAACGGAAGCUACUUAUGCUUCGUAUACCAAUGCUGCAUGUACCGAUACGGCUAAUAGCGGUACCUAUUGGCCUGAGGGCUGUUACACAAAGAUCAUGUCCAGUUUUGGUACAAUCUUAGACACGAUGGGUUACAUAAGUUUCAUCGCAGUAUUGAUUCAGAUUCUCCUGGUGAUAUUCUCCUUCUGUCUCUGCUGUAGCUAUAUGACUGAUAUAGUGUGAGUUACAUAAUGGACACAGGACACGUGAUGUCACGGGACCGUGUGUCUGUAUGACGAUGUGAUCCGGUGAUGGAUAUCUGAUACGACGUGCCUGUUUGAAACUUUGACAGUAUAGUUCUUGUAUUCCAUAUUAAGAUGCAAAACAAUACAUACUUUUUUUUAUCAAAGAAUGUAAUAAAUAUGUUCGGAAACAGCAAAUACAUAUACCGCAUUGGAAGUCUACGCCAUCUCUACGUUUCUCUACGUUUCCUGACGCAAAUUAUAAACACAACAAAGUUGAUGUUGUUUAUGAAGGAAACAAUGUUUCAUUUC